UACCACGUGAGCUGCAGACAGCCUAUGAGAAGCUCGGAUCUAUUACGGUUCCCUGAAAAGUUGUGGUCAUCUUUUCCUAAAAUACAUCACACACUUGUCUGUUGCGCGACAGUGUAGAUGUGCGAAGAGGGUGGCGUGGAAGGCGAUAUGCGGUGUUCUAUUUUUGCCACAAGGAACUAAGUUUUUAUGGUUCAUGACAGUUCGCGCUACACUUUUCUCGCUGUAGUACGCAUGUAUUGUAAAAUCGUAUAGUUGUUCAAGACCUUGACUACUUGUGAACUUUUUUUUUUUUUACUGUUCUAAUGCGCAUACAUUUCCUUGUGUUUUGAUUUAGCGAGGGUUUUUAUAAGUUUCGAGGUAUGUUAUUUGCUGUGCUCAGAUUGAUCUUGGUGCGGAUUAUUAGAUGUGUGAAUAUAACGUGACGCCAAAGUGUUUGUUGAUAAUGAUAACGCAUAUUAGCGGUAUCGUCUGUUAUGUUUUGAAGUGUUAGGUUAAAAUGUACAAAGUGCAGGAAAGUGACUUGUAAUAGUUUCACUAAGUGGACUAGUUAGUUGAGGUUAGGUUUUGUGAAGUUUUAUUAAGUCUUCGUGCCGAAUAGUGACAAAAGUAUACAUUUGAUAAAGAAAUGGAAAGACUAGGUGUGUAAACCAUGGAGAAAUGAAUUUGGUGUUGCCUGCAUGGAGUUCAAGUUAGCAAAAGUAUAGCAUGUGUUUACAAUUUUGAGUGGUGAUGUUUGGGGCUAACAAAUUGGCUUGUUGACUGGGUGCUUAGUGCAACCACCAAGUGGAGACAUUAAAUGCUAUGCUAAUGUGUGGCCUGGUCAGGGGAUGGAACACGAUGACUCGGGGCAGCCAGAUCUCAAGUUGAGUGAUGUCAUUGAAGUCAUCGAGACGGACCAGGAGCAGAGUAGCGGUGUCAGAGGGAUGUACGGCGGGGGAGGCCCGGGGACGGCCAUGGACGACGCCCGCCUGAGGGCGGCCUCCGUGAAGAUCGUGGAGCAGCCGGCGUCGAAGGCGCUGCGCUUCCGCUACGAGUGCGAGGGGCGGUCCGCGGGCAGCAUCCCGGGCAAGCACAGCACGCCCGAGAACAAGACCUUCCCCAGCAUACAGGUUGUGGGCUACAAAGGUCGUGCUUUGGUGGUCGUGUCAUGUGUGACGAAGGAUCCCCCGUACCGUCCACAUCCUCAUAACCUGGUGGGCAAGGAAGGCUGCAAGAUGGGGGUGUGCACUUUGGAAAUCAACCAAGAGACGAUGGCAGCGACGUUCUCUAACCUCGGGAUCCAGUGCGUGAAGAAAAAAGAUAUUGAGGAAGCUCUGAAGACACGUGAAGAGAUUGGAGUUGACCCCUUUAAAACGGGUUUCCAGCAUCGCAGCCAGACAACUAGCAUCGACCUGAACGCGGUCAGACUGUGCUUCCAAGUGUUCUUGGAAGGAAAUCAUAGAGGCAAAUUCAACUAUCAGCUCCCACCGGUCGUGUCUGAGCCUAUUUACGAUAAAAAGGCGAUGUCGGACCUGGUGAUCUGCAGGCUCAGCGACUGCUCCUGCACGGUGGCGGGAGGGCGAGAGAUCAUCCUCUUGUGUGAGAAGGUGGCCAAAGAGGAUAUUGAGAUAAGGUUCUUUGAAGGUAAUGAAAACAAGCCUGUUUGGGAGGCUCGAGGUGACUUCCAACCCACGAACGUCCACAAGCAGGUUGCUAUUGCCUUCCGAACACCUCGCUACCGGACUCUGGAGACAGAUGCUCCAGUCAAAGCAUUUGUCCAGCUGCGGAGGCCGUCAGAUGGGGCGACCAGCGAACCAUUACCGUUCGAAUUCCUUCCCUUGGACUCAGGUAGGCCAGCUUUUUGGUCACUCCGCAGGGCUCUUGCUAAGAAGGGUGAUUACACUAUUUUCUCGAGCAUUCUGGCUACCAACUCUGCCCUUCUCACACGCGUAGGUCCUAAAGCUCAAGCUGCUAGUGCACCUAGCAAACAGUCUUCUGCCACUCCUCACGUGAGCUUUGCCGACUUACCGAAAGUAGAUAAGAGUCCAUUUUUGAAGAAUUCUGAUAUGUCUAAAUCUGGCAUCGAGGAAAAGACGCCAACGGAUGAUGACGUUAUUGUUGUGGGUGAUGUUCCGGCUUCUCAGGAGUUGAAAGAAACACCUUUAGAAAAUUUGUACGACUACUCCGAAGUGAAGAAAUGGACAAAAACACAAUCAGAGUUUGAGGUUGAUGACAAUGCAAAUAUUGAAUCUCUAACCUCACUGGAGAAGAAGACAGAUGAACCAGGAUUGGCACAGCAAGGUGAGAACGUAGAUGUUAUUAUGUCCGACAGCGAGACUUGCAAUUCACUUAAUGAGCUUUUGACUCAGGUUGCAGAAUUGGAUGAGAUAUAUUCAGACACACGAGCACGUCUCAUGAACCCAGACAUCGGGAAAGUUUCCCCAUCUGUGGACGUGGUCAGUCACUCUCCAGAAGACGUGGAGAUGGCUAUAGAUGAAUAUUUUGAUGACAGCCAGACCUACUCGAGUCUGCAACUGGCCAUGAAGAACCCAGUAGAGCCGACGGGUUACGAAGACGUGACUCCUCCCGCCCCUUUCAUAUCCGUGUCGCAGACGGCACCGUCCGUGCCACCCCACCUCACCACGAAGAGGGAAAACACGGUAUUGCCAGAUUCUCCAGACUCCAAACUACCUCCUCUACCUCCGAAGAGAGUUCGCAAGAGUCCGCCCACUCCUCCGGCCCGACCGGAGCACUUGCUCAGCUACGAGCCACCUCCGUCUCCGCAGCCGGUCAAGUCGGUAACCCAGGCUCCGAGCAAAGAUCUGCCAGACACGCCUGCAGUCACUGCAAAGCCACCAAAACCCAGUUUGUUCCAGAAGCUGUUCUCUAAGAAAGGCAAGUCCGGCAAAAGGGACAAAUCUGGAACUCCGCGUAGCGGCGUGUCGAGGGAGGGGAGCAUUGGCAAUCUGUCGACCGCAGAGUCGGUUCAGGAUAAAGACGAGGUGGUGGUGGCGGUCACGCCCCCCUCCCCUACCCAGCCGGAUGCCACGGAGGCGGAGCACUACGCCCUGUACACUGACAUGGCACCUCACGCCACGGCUUCCGAGUUCGACGAGACGUCGUUCUACUACAGCCCCGUGGAGGGUGGCCGCAUUCUGGCAACUGGCGAGGAGAGCAGGAUUAUUCUUCCAACCAAGAACAGGGAUAUCUACACUUGAUUUAUUUAUGGUUUGCAUUACAUUUGUUUGAUCAAACAGAGUUGUUGAUGUGUGUUUUGGAACUAAAUGUAGAUAUAUUUUGUUGUUACUUAAAGUUUUAGAUUUUCCCCCCAAAAUUUUGUUUUUUAAUAUUUUCAUUGUGAUAGUUUCAUAGUUAGUUUGUUACUAGACACUUUUAAUGUUCUCUUAACUUUGUACAUACAGGGUUGUACAAGUACAUAUGUGACAAAUUACAAAAGAUUGUGAUUAUUAUUUUAGAUCAUGGUGCUGAUAGUCAGUGUAGUUAGUGGUCGCAAUUUAUGCUGUGAAUGAGAUUUGACAACAUUAUUUCAGUGUGAAUACAAAUAACAAUAAACUAAAGAAUGUCAUGUAACCGGUCAAAGAAAAUUUUUAGAUUCAGUCAGCUAUGUUGCUUGAAGUUACUCAGUGAUAUAGCCCUAAAAAUUGGUAACUUAUAGUAUUUUAUACAAGGAAACUGUUGUACGCUAUCCUUAAAGAGAUCACUCAACUGUUUCCUGUAAAAUGCUGUAUUCAAUUUGAGUGUGCAGUUAUGUUAUACUCAACUUAUCUCCUUACAGUAAAUUCCACUUCAUCAUUAAUUUCCCAAGAAGUCAAAUCCAUAUAUUUUGCAAAAGGGCACUCUUGUAUAAUAAGUAUUUCUAAAGUUCAGAUCCUGAUGUCAGAUAUGUGUUCAAUUUUAAAAGGUGGUGCAAAAUAUUCAGCAUUUUUUCACUUAUUUUGAUGUGUUCUCUUGUAAUUGACAUACAUAUUAUUUUUUAAUGGUUAAAUUAAAAUCAAUAAGACUAAAUGUUUUAUUACAUAUUGUAUAUACCGUAUUUACCUGAAAACAAUGUGACCCCAAACUUUUUGAUGAUGAAUUUAUGAAAAAUGCUUCAUGGAGUAGAAAUCCCAAUUCAGGUACAUAGCACUUGAAAGUUAUUUAAAUUAAUACAUUUUUUUUCCAUAUAUACUAAACCCUUUCUGGUGCCACUUUUGUCAGUAGAGUAUUUUACACGCCUCUUUUGAAACAUCAAGCUGCAGUUAGGAAAAGAAAUUUUUUUUUUUAUGUUUUUAGUUGAAAAGCAGCUGUUCAGAAAGCAGAGAAUGGGGUGGUAUAUGAUGUUCUGGUUGCCUGGGAGGGUGAAAAGGUAGAAGAGGCGUUGCAUUCAUCCUGCGUCAGUCAUGCCUGUGCAGAGGUUUAGGCAUAAGUGAUGUGGGUUUAGUUUUUCAACUAAUUGGGGGUUCAGGAAGUGGUCUAAAGUGUCUUAAGUGACACAUUUAAUAGGCAAAGCCUGCAGUUUUUCAAAUAAACCGUUCCCAAUGACAGAAUACAAGUUGAUGUAUUUUUAGUUUCCAUAGUUUUGGUAAAAAUUGUAGGAAUAUAUUCAGGUUAACAUGGUAUAAUUAUACUUUCACAUAAACAACCACACUAAACUUACAAGUUUACCACAACUGUUAUCUGUUUUGUUAAAUAAAGAAAAGCUGCCUGUUUGGCGAGACUUGUAAUCUUGACAACUAAUGGGUAGAGGUCUUUGUAACUACAUGGCUCUGUCGAAAGUUGUAGGUUCAGUUCCAGCCCCUUGCAAUUACAAAUUUUCACGAAUAUUUUUGUACUUUUAUAAGAAAUGAGUUGGAUAUUAAACUCAGUGUAGUUGCCUUCCCCAGUUUUAUUCAGCUGUUACAUUACAGUAUCACCUCAUAAGGAAUAUUUAUGAUUUUUUUUUAAACAAAAAAACUGCAUGAUUUUGGUUUUUAGCUUUUUAUGAUAUGUAUUCUUGUACAGCCCUGUUGGUCUCAAAAUUUUUCAUUGCUUUUCUGUUUUUGAUACACCUAUAUGAAUGCUUGAUGUCCAUAGAAGCUGGAAAGCAUGUGGUAUGUGUUGUGUAUUGCUUUUCGCUGCAGAGUGUGUUUGUAUUUUGAAAGUAUUGUGGUCUUUCAGGUAAUUUUUUCACUUUGUGGCAAAAUCCCUGGCCAUAUUAAACAGAAAAUGCCUUAUUUUGUAUCAUAAUUUUUCUAUGAAUGUUGUGUAAAGUGCUCUAAUACUAAUGUGGAAUUUUGAUUUUCUGACUUUAGGGGCAAAUUAUUUACAAAACAGUAGUCAGGUACCUAAGUAUAUUUAUAAUUUUGGAAGUUCAUAUAUCUCCAAAGAUUUUUCAUGAAAUUUUAUAAUGAUUUAAGAUAGAGCAAUAUUUAGAAUGUUGUUUUCUAGCAAUCCAAAAGGUUUUAUUUAUAAUUACUUUACACUUUCUAAAGUUAUUUUUGGCUAUUUAACUAAUCAGAUUGCUAUGGGCAACUACAGAAUUGAUGGUUAGAUUUUCGCUCUCUACGUACAAGUUUACAACAUUUUUGAAGUCACAUGUAAAUCACAAAGAAUUGAAAUGUUUUUUUGAAACAUUUAUAGAUACUACGUUGUCAGUAAUCUACCUCUUAAAGAAUUUUAUACAAAAUUUGAAAUAUUUAUUGUUACAGUAGUGCUCCCUUAAAACUAUCAUAUAUUUAGUACAUUGAUACAUAAGGCCACUCUGAGUAAUUGGGGUUUAAAACUAGUUAAUAUAGUAAAAAAACUAUUAAAUAUUAAGUUUUCUUUUUUGUGGUUGGAGUUUAAGAGAUAUUUUAGUUGAAAAGGAGCACUUUUUUUACAAACAAAUUUGAUACGUGCUUUAAAAAAAUAUAGUGUUAAUGAACAUUCCUGUGAGAAUGUUUUUGUAAUUUUCUUACAGUAUGUGGAAAUUGACAGAACAAAAAUUGACAUUGAGAGUUUCAUAGGUAAAAUUUUUAUUUGGUAAGCAAUAUCAGUGUAUGAAUGAAUGAGUUGAAUGUAUUCAUACGGUAGACUCCCGAUAUCCGGUUGCAGGUUACCUGGUCUGCGGGUUAACUGUGCCGUAUUUUACUUCCAUUAACCAUUAUCAAUAAAAUUGUUUUUGACUUUAUUUUUUAUUUUUUUGAUAUUUUGCAUUAUAUGCUACAAAAAAUGCUGCCAGACACAGUGCAUACAUAGUUGGUGUUAGUAUGUAUCAUGUCGAACUUUGAAACUGUUGGAGCAAAUUAUAAACACACCCCUUUAAGCAGUGCAUGCAUGUGUUCUAUCCACGUGCCCUUGUGAACCGCGCUCAGGUUGGCGCCGGCAUGGCGCGGUUGUUUCUGUACUACAAAUUUUUUUGAAAAUUACGUCCAACACUUACUACUUAUUAUGUACAACCUUAUACGGUGUUUGUCUAGAUAAUCAGGAUAAAGAUAUUUAAUAACCAAGCGGUUUUAUUUUGACAUUGCUUUAACUGUGAUUUUUGGUUACCCAUGUACCUCUUGCCAGUCAUUACCAUGUCUAGUCGGGAGUCUACUGUGUAAUUGUGUACUCAUAUUAGAGACUUGACAUCCAGAGCAGGGCUGAAACAAUAACACUACAAUGUUUGUGGGAGUGCAGUGAAACUGUGAUUGGAUUGUGAGAAAUAGUUACUAGUAUAACGUAGUUUCCAUGGUUGGAAAUUUAAAUUCUUCAGUUCAAGGGGAAAAAAAAGUAUCAGAGCGUAAGAAAGUGUAAGUUUAAGAAAUGGUAGAAUACUUUUUCUGGAAAGUGAUAUGUUUCCCUAUCUACUUAAAAUGUCGCGAACUUCUCAUGUUUUGUAAAUCAUGUGUUAAAUAGAAACAUGCCUUUGCUCAUGGGGUUAUUAAAUGAGUUAACCAAUUGGCAAUUACCCACACUUUUUAUUUUAUAUUUUACAAAAAUUAAUUUAAAAAAAAUUAAAUCAGCAAAUAUGUUAACAGUUCUAUCUGCAUAAAUUGACAUUUAACAUUGUCUUGUUGUUUCAUAUAAAGUACCUGAAUGAAAAAUCUUAAGUUGUAGUAUCACGAUCUUAAGGUGUAGUAUCACAUGCAGAGUAGUUUACAUCAUUUUAUUGUCAUUGCAAAUAACAUUUACUAAAUGUAGUGUCAUAAUUUGUGACCAACCUUCAACUGCAAAAGAGCUAUCGUGAUAAAUUUACAGGAAUAGCCCUUCAUGAUAGUAAUGGAAAGCAAACCAAUAUUAACUAUUCUGUUAGUGAGAAAUGCUUUGACAGAAAUAUUUGUGCUAUCAGGAGAACCUCAUAGUUUCAAGUUGAGAACAAUGUAGUCAAGGAUUACUAAAUAUUCUAGUACGAAAUCAUGCAGCAGACUAUGUUAGAACAGUCGUCACGCAAAUCCUGGAGCACUUGAUUGUAAAUUUAAUUCAACGUAAAGCAGAAAAAUUUACUUUCGCUACGGAUGUUGCAUGCAAUAAUCUAAUCCUGGAAGUCAUCUGCCCUCUUUCUGUCUAGGUCUGGCUUUCUAGUUAAGAACAUGCUGUUUAUUUUAAUUUGCAAAAGAUGAAGUAAAGCCAAGCAGAAAAAGAAAGUAGAGUUGGUAGCAUUAAAAAUAUUUGAUUUAAUUGAUUUAUUCUAUUAGUUUUUGCAUUGGUCAGUGAGUUGUGUAGUUGACUUGAAAUAAUAACUGCAUUAUGUAAAUUGCAUCUGUAUCCUCUUUAAAUCUACUUUUCUCAGACACAAUUUGUACAGAAUGUAUAAAAUAAUUUAUUGUAAUUUUAUUAUUUAAUAAACAUUUUUUUAAUAUUUAUAUAUGAGAUAUGUCCAAAUUUUUAAUUGACUCUAUUUUUCAUAUUAUAUUUUAUUUUUGGUAUUAUUACAGUACAUCAAAUAGUACUAGAAAAUUUAGUAGGAUUAUCAACACAUUUUAGUUUUGUGAAAACUAGCAAAAUUUUGUGAGCAUGGUUAAUUUUUGCAUGAAUUGAUGAAAGCAACUCAUUCAAAUGUUGAUGAGGGUAAAAAAUUUAUUACAGUGUAAUUCAGUAUAACCAAAAUUUGAUAUUUACUAUCUUGCUUAUUGCUAAGUAAACUGUGACAUGUUAAAAUUCCAGGUGAAGUAAGGAUUUAAGCUUCAUUAUCAAUUCACCUUGCUCUGUAUGUGAAGUAGAAUGUGUGUUAAAUUUAUAGUUUUCUAUUAAUGAAACUAUUUUGUUACACAUGUAUGUACUGUACAUCCAUUAACUAUGAAGUUUUGUACUGCUAGUAUAUAGUACCAUGUAUUUCUUUAUUUAUUCAUUUAACUGUCAUGAGGUUGUGACUGCAGUGCUGAAAGUUUUUUUUUUCAUUUGCAUUUUCUCUGGUCACUAUAUUGUAUGGGCCAGCAGUUCUGUGAGCUGUCAGCUCAGUGGUGAAGAGCGAGGGGCAAGCAGGACAAUGGGGGAGUAGGGAAGGGAGCGCGUAUCAACAUUCUCCCUUCGUUUUCUAUACCCGUUCAAAAGAAGUUGACUUUCAGUGCGAAAUGGCAAUGGAGUCUAGAAAAACCGUAGGAAAAGUAACAACGAUUCACUGCAAAGAAUGGAGUGUAAUCAGGUAUGACUUAAGUGAAAUAAUGAAAGGACACAAAACCAAAAAGUUAAUAAGUUGAAGUAGAUAAUGUUUCAAGAAAUUAUUCUUUGUCUCUGAGCAUAUCGUACUGGUCUGGUACUUCUGUAGGUGUUUAAUGAAAUAGACUAACUUCAGACCUACAAAGGCUGAACCUCUAUGUCGAUUGUGGUUGCUCUUGUUUCUUCCUAUGGUCAUUUGUGUUUCUCUCAGCUCUCACGUCUUUGCCUUUUAUCAGUUCAUCAGGUUUGUGUGCUCACGCUGGUCUGAUGCUGCUCCACUCUCUGCAGGCCGGGCUUUUAGUUUAGCGCUCCUGUUGUCGGAUGUUUGUAAUGUUCCACUCAAGAGUACCUUCACGGCUGUGCCAUUUUGACUUUUAUUUGGAUGCUUUACUUGAAUAUCUGCCUAUCUCAUGUCUGUCAUAUUCAUCAUAAUGACCAUUUUACUGAAUGGUCCUCUUGUCAUAGAGUAGUUAUGAAAAACACAAUUAUGUACUUGGGAAAUUCUGUCAACAAAACUUGGGAAAGGAAAGAAUGUAUUUGAGUAUUUAAAAUAUGUUACUUCUAAACAUCCAUUACCAAUUAUUUAAAGUUUUUAAUUAAUCAUACUAAUUAUGGACACUAUUUUGAAAAUUGGUUGUGCAACUUGACUAUUAUUGCAAUCAUGGCUGGUUGCAAGUAUAAUGUGUCUAAACAAAUGCUUAAAAGAGGACAUAACAUCAACUUUACUACAGACAAUAUAUGUCUUUGUUUUGGUUUUAUCAAAAUAGCAAGUCUUGAGAAUCAUUGUGUUGAUUGGUUUUAAGUUGUUGAAUAGCCGCUUUUGUUGGUACUUCUGAACAAAUUUUAAUUGAGUUUAUGGUUGGAUUGAAAGGCCAUGAACAUUUUUGUGAGAUUUAUUUGGUUUUGCCCAAAUAUCCAAAACUAUGUACAUUAUUAUAUUUCUUCAAUUCUGAUAUAAACAUACAUAUCAUGUGUACUACGAUUAAUUCAAGUAUAAAUAUUUGUAAAGCAAGGAGUUAAGUUUAUUUUGCUUCAAAAAAUAUUUUCAUUAUAAUAUAAAUUUAUUAUUAAAACAUUUUUUGUAAAUGGUGAAAAUUAUAUGCAAUUUUAUAUUUAUUUCCAUGUAGCUAUUCAACAUUUUGAAACAUUAUGUUAACGUUAUGCAAGUUGGCUUUUUAUGUACGUAGUUUAAAAAUUUUUUUUACAAUAUAAUUUUAGAUUUAAUCACUGCCCAAUUUGGGACUGCAAGGUUUUUUUGACCUCGUUACUGGUUGUGUAUUGAAAUAUUUUGUAAAUGUUUUAAGUUUGACUGUUUUUAGUGGUUGUUAAUGGCAUUUCUAGUCAGUGCUAGUCAGUUAUUUAUUCUAAUUGGCUCCACCCAGAAAUCAAAAUAAACCAGUCCGUCCCCGCUUAAAGUUGCUUGUAAGUACUAUGUCUGAGCAGAGCAACAUUUACAAAUUAAUAAUUUUAAUUGAUAUUUGUUGCUCAAAUACAUUUUAGUCAGAUAUGUUUGUAAUGUCACUUUGCCUUUUAACACCACAAUUUUUCAGCUCUAAGUUUUAAAUUUUAGUAGCACUUAUUAUAUAUAUUUUAAAUAUUUUAUUGUACAAAUUUACUGUCAGUUGUUUGAACAUUUAAUUCUGUAAAUUAAGUUUAAGUGUUAGAGAUAUAAAAAUUGUAUCUUUUUAAUUUUUCAGUUUACGUCCAUUGUUAUAUACUUGUGUAAUUUUUUUGUCGGAAAUGCAGUGUGUUACAAUACUGAAAGUUGAGAAGCUGGCUGGUGAUUCAUUAAGGAAGCAAUAUAAUUAUUUUGGCUAUUGUGUUUCUUGCAUUGUAAAUAGUGAUGGGAUUUUCGAUACUUCGAUACCUCGAUACCUCGAUACCUUCGUACUUGACUAUAUCGCAAAGUAUCGAGUAUCGAAACUGUAAUUUCGAUACAUUUUUUCGAUACCGGAAUGCUUGUUCAUUUGUGUUGAAUUAAGUUUUGAGUCGCCAUCGUACAAAAUUCAACUACAGUAGAACCUCGAUGAUACGUUCCCGUUUCAUACAUUUUCCCGUGUCAUACACCGAUUAAUUUGGGUCCCGCCGAAAGUACUAUAUUUACAAUGCUUUACUUUCCUGGAACAUACACUUAUAAAAUCAUUAAUUUCCCGUUUAAUACGUUUUUACGAAGUGUAAAAGACCUAAAAUUCACAAACUUUUUUGUUAUAUUCCUCCUGAUAAACUACGUUUUGAUGCCUUUAUUUUGAAAAACGUUAAUUGUUUACCUUUGCAAACGUAAGAAAAUAAAUUUAUCGCACUAUAGAUAUGUAUAGUAUCAGGAAGACUGCACUUCGGUAGUAGCAUCUAUGGCCAGCACCAUGUGAGACUAGUAGCGCAAACUAGCAAUAAUUAUUAAAAUGGUGCACGUGCUUUACAAAGGCACGGAUAUCAUAUUUUGUGCAUUCAUUAAUCUUUGAACUGAAUAUACCCGUUUGUUAUUGUUUUCUUACGAUCGAAUUGUUUUGUAUUUUACGUUUAUCAAGUUAAAAUUUUAUUGAAAAUUGUUCUGUUGCAUAAAGUUGUUUGUAAAAUGAAGCAAACAAACAAAAAUUUCUGAUUUUCUUUUUACAAUAGCCUAAUUUUUUUUAUUUCUAAUUUAGGCUUGGUGACUUUUUCCCCCCUCCAAGAAAGGACUUAACAUUUUGUAAGGCCACUGUUUCUCAUGUCAGCUUUACUUGAUUAUGGACUGUAUUUUACAUUUCUGAUGCUUUUAUUAUAUGUAUAUAUAAUGAUGAAUUAAUAUCUUUCAUUAAUUAAAUGCAAUUAUUUACACAUUAUGUAUUUAAGUUUAAUCUGACAUUGUGCUGGUAUGCUAGAUUGAAAAAAAAAUGUAUUAUUGCCAUUCCCUUUUCAUACAGGUUCCCGCAUCAUACACCAUUUUUGUGCCCUUUGUUGAAAAGUGUAUGACAGGGGUUCUAUUGUACUAUAACAGCUUAUUAGCCGUAAUUAUGAUAACCCAUAGGCUUACAUCAGAAUAAAUUAUAAUUAUAUAAGUCGUUACUGCAACUUGCCAAUAGUAAACAACAGUAAAGUAAGGUUAAUUUUUUUUUUGUUUGGUGUUCAAGAAGUUACGUUUUUCGUACGUUACACUUCUGAAAUUGAAUUCACAGGAAAUUUGAAAAAAAAAAAUUGUAUAAAUAUUGAGCACAUCAAAUUCACAUUAAUUGACUCCACUUGCAAUCCGUCGCAAUAGUAACAAUAACACGCCUAGUAAUAACAGUCAACAUCAUAGAGUAAGUACGUGUCUCGUCUCUCGUGUAUGGUAAGUACCAGAGAUUUGUAUCGAUAUUAUGAAUGUUUUCAAUUGCCGCGGUCGUAUAGUGACGUAAAUUGGAUCCACCAGUGCGAAAUAUCAUUGUUUGCGGCAAUUUUAUUUAAGAGAGCGCUAUCUUUAUUUACAUUUGUUCGCGGUAAAAAAAAGUGUACUGGAAAUAAAGGGCUAACUCUCUUGAAGAUAGUUUGUAUUUCGCUUCAAUUUUUUAUAUUUGAUUUUUAUACUCAAGUCUUUAAAGUUGUUUGCAGUUUGUAUUUUUGUAAUAAAGAGGGAAUUUAUAUAGUUUAAAACUAAUUUAUGUUAUUUGUAAUAAUUGUUACUUAAUGGGAAAAUAUUUUUCCCUGGAGUAUCAAAAUUAUCGAAAGUAUCAAACUGAAAAAAAAGUACAUAAUCGAGUAUCAAAAGUGUGGUAUCAUCCCACCUCUAAUUAUAAAGUAAUAUGCAGUAAGUUUAACUGGUUGUGUGUCAUUUUACCAACUUAAGAAUUGAUUUUAGCCAGAAUGUUUCUAACAUUAUGACCAUAUUGUAUUUUUCCUGGAAAGGAAUUUUUAAAUCUCUAUAAAUCCUGUUUGCACUGAGGGUCAUAUCAGGAACACAUGCAAGUUUGCUUUUAUUUUCCCAAUCAUAAUGUCUCGUAGGAUUCACUGUCUGAAUUUGUAACUAAUCACUUUACAUUACCUAAACGUUAUUGUUUUAUAUAAAUGUGUUUCCAAGUACAUUCAAAUUCAUACACAAGAGACUGUCAAGCCAUUUUAACAGUCUUAUGUUGUUUUAUCACUGCGUAGUCAGUGAAUGUUGUGAUGAUGAAUUUGUUGAAAACGUUGUUGAAGUUUUGGCUAUUAAGUGAGGUGUGUAAUGAUGUGAAAGAAAUUCUAGAAAGAAUUUUGGGUAUGAAUAUGUGUAGACAUUUCAGUUUUCUUGCAGUGUAAUUUGUUUCUGAAAUUAUUUCAUUUAUGCUGCCUCUUAAAAAAAUGAGUGGGUGAGUACUUGACCUGAUAUAAUAUUUGGAAGGUCUGAAACACAUUUGAAGUAGAGGUGGGCAGGAUAUUAAAAUGAAUACUGCACUAUCCCAAUAUAGAUUAACAAGUAUUUGUAAAUGUUGGUGGUUAUACUUUGAUGUAUGCAUUAUGAAUGUACAAAUGUGAAAUAUUCAUAUCUUGCCUUUCCCUAGAUAGUAGGGCUAUUUUUGAAGUUUGCAAGAUUUGAAUUUACUAGUUCUGAAGAAAUGUUGUGUAUUGUUCUGAAUUUUAUCAUACAGUGAGAGAGCGUCAUUUUGGGUUUAGAUUGUCAGGUUGGCAGCUCGGGCACAAAGUUGAUGAUAGGGCUGGUCACCUACACAUCUUGUAAUUUUUAAUAUAGAAACCUUUAGUAUGUCAUAAUUCCUUUUAAUUGUUUUGUUAUUGUGUUGUCUGUUGUAGUAGUGAUGAUUAUUUAUGAGCUCCUACAUUGAGCUACGUUAUUCUGUGGCUGCAUAGCACCCUCUGAUGUUCAUUUAGAGAAGUUGGCAGUAAUAAAGUUUGCAUUUUU
This is a messenger RNA of Bacillus rossius redtenbacheri, 13420 nucleotides long. RefSeq names its product embryonic polarity protein dorsal-like. Bases 828 to 3197 code for a protein of 789 amino acids. Gene Ontology annotation, biological process: innate immune response; positive regulation of transcription by RNA polymerase II; non-canonical NF-kappaB signal transduction. Gene Ontology annotation, cellular component: nucleus; cytoplasm. Lineage: Eukaryota; Metazoa; Arthropoda; Insecta; Phasmatodea; Bacillidae. Gene Ontology annotation, molecular function: RNA polymerase II cis-regulatory region sequence-specific DNA binding; DNA-binding transcription factor activity, RNA polymerase II-specific. The record is from RefSeq and is a predicted model, not a curated record. The transcript has 7 exons.